Molecule: messenger RNA, 1011 nt
Organism: Acaromyces ingoldii
Lineage: Eukaryota; Fungi; Basidiomycota; Exobasidiomycetes; Exobasidiales; Cryptobasidiaceae
Product: putative RPL5-60S large subunit ribosomal protein L5.e
Exons: 1
Coding region: 21-917 (298 amino acids)
Biological process (GO): translation; ribosomal large subunit assembly
Cellular component (GO): cytosolic large ribosomal subunit; ribosome
Molecular function (GO): 5S rRNA binding; structural constituent of ribosome
Source: RefSeq, a predicted model, not a curated record
CUCGAGGACCACCGACCAAGAUGCCGUUCGUCAAGCAGCAGAAGAACAGCGCCUACUACAGCCGAUACCAGGUCAAGUACCGUCGCCGUCGCGAGGGCAGGACCGACUACCAGGCGCGCAAGAAGCUCACGUCGCAGGCCAAGGACAAGUACAACGCCCCCAAGUACCGCCUCGUCGUCCGGUUCUCGAACCGCUACGUGCUUGUCCAGAUCAUCAGCGCGAAGAUCCAGGGCGAUGCCGUUCUCACCCAGGCCAGCUCCAAGGAGCUGCCCAGGUACGGCAUCAAGCACGGUCUCGGCAACUGGACGGCCGCCUACGCUACCGGCCUUCUCUGCGCCCGUCGUGCACUCACGCUCCUCGGCCUGGCCGACAAGUACGAGGGUGUCACCGAGCCCGACGGGACCAUGACCGAGACCGAGCCUCUCGGUGACGACGAGCCCCGCCCCUUCAAGUGCUUCCUCGACGUUGGUCUGAAGCGCACCUCGACGGGUGCCCGUGUCUUUGGCGCUCUCAAGGGUGCCUCGGACGGUGGUAUCUUCAUCCCCCACUCGGAGAAGAGGUUCCCCGGCUACGACCCCGAGACCAAGGAGCUUGACAGCGAUGUCUUGUCGGGCUACAUCCGAGGAAGCCACGUCGCUGAGUUCAUGGAGAGCCUCGAGGAGGAGGACGACGAGCGCUUCAAGAAGCACUUUGCUUCGUACCUCGCUGACGAGGUGGGAUCCGAGGACCUUGAGGAGAUUUACGAGAAUGCCUUCACGGCCAUCCGGGAAGACCCCAGCUUCCAGCCAUCGGACAAGGCCAAGGACUGGAAGAGCGAGAGCAAGAAGUACAAGGCCACCAAGCUCACCUACCAGCAGCGCAAGCAGAAGAUUGCGGACAAGAUUGCCGCCUUCCAGGCCGGCCAGAACGAGGCCUAAUCUCUAGUCUCUCUCUUUUCAUCCCCAAAAAAACAUCUUGUUGUACUAGCCAGCCGGCACCCUUCAUUGACAUGCACUCACAUGGCAUCCCUCU